Paramecium pentaurelia is the source of this 2060-nucleotide messenger RNA. NCBI's taxonomy places the organism in Eukaryota, Ciliophora, Oligohymenophorea, Peniculida, Parameciidae. The record is from the annotation of a GenBank genome assembly.
AUGCUUAAAUUUUAGAAGAAAUCUAAAAAUGAAGUAAAGACUUGCAUUCUUGAUGUUGUUAAUUCAUUAGACUUCUUUGGAUAACCUCCUUUUUUUAGAAUUUUGAAAAGACAAAAGUUUAAUACUAUUUUAGGUCAUUUCCUGACUGUUAUUCUAAUGAUCAUGUGUGCCCUAUAUUUAUAUUUCUAAUUUUAAGACUUACUUGAUCAAAGAACACCAAAUAUAAUUAUAUCCGAGACUUAGCCUUUUAAUACACCGGUAUUUUAUGGAUUUAUUUAAUCAGGCUUUUUCAUUAAAUUCUGAGAAUUUUACCUUUGCCAUUAGUAUUACAGGGCCAUCUUUAUCAUCAUUAACUACAUACAAGAAACACUUUGAUAUUGCUAUGACUGCUUGCAAUAGAACACGUUUCUAUAAUGAAACAACAUAAACAACAGAUAUUUCAUUAAUGUUUAAAAGUUCAUUUAUUUUUAGAUGUAGAAAUAUUCCGUUAGAAAGUUGUGAUCUUGAAACUCAUUUUCCAUCAGAGUAUCAGAAACAAUACUUUGGAAAAUUCCGUUUAAAAAAUAUGUUUUGUAUUAACAAGGAACUUAGAUAAGAAAAUCCACCUGUAUUAAACCAAAAUAUUAUAGCAACUUCAAGGAUAUACUAGUGCAGAUACUUAUUAAUAUAUAAACAUAUCAAUGACUCCUUGUAAAAAUACUUCAACAUAUGAUGGAUGCAGUCCUGUAGAAGAAAUUUAGGCAGGAUUAAAGACUGGGUUUUUUGCAUUAUAUCUAGGAGAUACUCUAUUGAAAUUAGAUAACCCAGGUAGACCUUAUGAAGAAAUUGUCACUGUCUAAUUUGCAGCAUUUUCAUCUAGUCUAUCAAAAUAAAUUUAUUCGAACUUUAAAAUGAUUGAGACUAAAACUGAUGUUGGUUUGAUAUAAUAAGACUUUGUCACUGAAUUAGGAUUAAUAUAAUCUUCAAUAAAAGACUCUUCAGGACCAUUCAAUUAGAAUUCAUAUGUAGAAAAUAUUCUAUUUAUGGAUUAAAGAGCUAAUAAUUAUAAGAGAUCCUAUAUUAAGGUGUAAAAUAUUUUAGGUAAUGUUGGAGGUCUUUGGCAAUUAGUUGCUUUGACUAUUACUACUCUAGUAAGUCCAAUAAUAGCUACAUUAAUGAAUUUGUAAAUGGCUAAUAGGAUUUUCAAUUUUGAAAAUGUAGGUGAAAAAGUUAAAGAGGGAAAUUCAAUUUCCAAUUCAAAUUAAAAUAUAAAUAUUAAAGUAAAUGGGAAACCUGAGAAAAAUGAUCUUAUUGUAGAAUUAAGUAAGUAAGGGAGAUAACCAUAAUCAUCUAAAAGAGAUUUAGAGAAAGUUUAAAAUAGAGGGCAAUUAAAAUAGUAUUUGAAAUAGAGAAAAAGACAAUUAAAAGUAGGUUUAUGGGAUUUGAUGUGUAUGAAUAUAGGACUUAAGAGGAAACAUAAAUAAUAGAUUGAUUAUGCAAUAGAGAAGAUAUUAUGUAAAUUAGAUGUUGUGAAUAUAUUGACUAAGAUAUAGGAAAUAGACAAAUUAAAAUAUGUAUUAUUGAAUAAGGAUCAGUUAGAAUUAUUUAAUUAUAUUCCAAAACCUUUAAUUCCUAUGGAUAUGUUUUCAUAAGAUUUUGAGAAAAAAUUAAAUGUUUUAGAGGAGAAAGCAGAAUUUCAAUUUAUAUUGUAGGAAGAGAAAUCAGAUUUAAUUAAAGUAGAAUCAGCAUUUAAUGCAUAUAUGAAAUUGUAAGAGAAAAAACGAUUAAGUGAUACUGACAAAAGUAUUCUUGAAUUAGUUGGUGAUGAUAUGGCUGCUAUAUUUGAUAAGAUUAAUAAAAAUUAAGAUGAAUUUUUAUUGUAAAGUAAUAGAUAUUUACAUUCAAAUUUAAAUUUACUUGAAUAAAAUUAAAUAGAAAUCUUAUCACCAAUUAGUAGUAAGAGUGACAAUGAUUAAUACAAUAAAAGUGAGAAUAAUUUUGAUAAUGAAAAUUAUAUAGGUAAUGAAGAUAAUGAAGAUUAAGUUGCAUAAAUUCCACCGAAAAUACCAUCUAAAAAAUGA